Vespula pensylvanica (western yellowjacket) is the source of this 6261-nucleotide messenger RNA. Its product is annotated as F-box only protein 33. Gene Ontology annotation, molecular function: protein binding. Gene Ontology annotation, cellular component: SCF ubiquitin ligase complex. Gene Ontology annotation, biological process: positive regulation of protein ubiquitination; SCF-dependent proteasomal ubiquitin-dependent protein catabolic process. The coding region runs from base 61 to 1806 and encodes 581 amino acids. The transcript has 7 exons. NCBI's taxonomy places the organism in Eukaryota, Metazoa, Arthropoda, Insecta, Hymenoptera, Vespidae. The record is from RefSeq and is a predicted model, not a curated record.
UCGCUGAAAGUGGCAUAUUUCAGUUGACGUGUGCGUAGAACGUGUGCGCCGACCAAUCGGAUGCAAGAUUUUCGCGAAGAAUCGUCGGGAGGAGUACACACGAUUCAACACAACUGUAGGUACGGCGGUGCGGUUGGGAGUUACAAGUUGAACGCAAUACCUCGCUCGUAUUUUGGUUUGGGUAUUGGUUUUUCAUACGGCCGUAGAACCGUAGAACAGAGGCAUUUAGCCGAAUUAAUUGAGACAACGGUGGCCAGCGAGUGGCUAAAAAUGCUACACGCCGGAAAUGGAGGUGAAAUUCGGCUGGAUAUGUUAAAACACCGCGAAGAAAGUGACACAGUAGAAGAGGCAACGUCAAGAAAGUGCGAGGGGCAGCUGUCUUCGAUGAAGGCAAACAGCUGUUCGUCUUGCAUACUUCCUAAUCGUACCAUUGAAAUGGAACAAGAGGAUAACAACUCGUGCUGGAACAAUCUGCCCAGCGUUAUUUUGCAAGAAAUAUUUUCGUAUUUGCCACAUGAGAACAGGAUAAAAGCCUCUCAGGUUUGUAAAAAUUGGAGAUAUGCGUUAUUCCAUCCCAGUUUUUGGAGAAAAAUUACUUUUGUUCUGAAAGACGAGGAUAGUAUUUCAUGGGCUAGGUUUCUGGCAGAUUGUUUUGGGCUUAGUGUACACGAAGCAACCAUAAGAUGUGACAUAGCGUGUCAUAUUGUAGAAACUUCUCAUCUUUUGAAAAAAUUAAGUUGUAAUAGGCAGUUACGAAAAUUGUUCUUGGAAUAUAGCAGUAGCAUAUUUGAAUGUCCUAAUUGGUACAUGGAAAGCGAGACUGACAGUCCAACGAACAGUACCUCUCUAAUGAAAUCCAUUGUGAAAAUUAUUGAAACAUCUAACUGUUUGGAAGCUCUGAGUUUAGGAUACAUAGAAGAGUUAGCAACUAAUGCCAAUAUAAUUUUAGAACCAUUACUUCUACAUCAUGCUAAACAUCUAACACACCUCAGUCUAGCAUCCGUCAAGGAUGACCCAGACCAUUAUGACUUUAUAGAAUUGGAAGAAUAUAUUUUUAAAUCAUUUAUCAGACUGACUGUUUUGACAGUAGAUUAUGACGUUGUUAAUGAUGCCUUACUCAGAGCUUUAGACAGUGGCACCAUGGAAACGAUAGUAAUACAUGUACAUGGUUGGCAUAACGAUUACUUAGGAACAUCAAAUGCAGCUUGGGAGUAUUUCGUUCAAAAGAAUCCAAAAUGUGAACUACGACUAAAUCUCAUACAUUCUUACAUUGGUGUAAAAGUAUUAGAUACGGAAAUUCUUCGCCCUUCCAUGCCUCUGACGCACUUAAAAGUAUUGUUCUGUGAAAAAUUUAAUACAGAGGUACUACAUCGAUUAUCAAAUUGGUAUCCUCACACAUUAAAAUCACUCAUAUGGAUAGAUUCUAUGGAUACUACGGUAAAUACUCCAGCUACAGACGAUCCUAAUGAGCCGGAUAGCCCAGAUCCCCUAGUAUUCGUGGCUUGGAAGUGUACUAAACUCGUGGAAAUGGUGUUUAUAGGACACAAAUAUUACAAAGAAAAUUUAUUAGCUAUCGCACGUCUCAGAGGAAGUACACUCAAACUUCUUGUAUUUGCAGAAAGUGAUAUUGCGUCUGACAGCGAAUCGUGGCACAAGACUGAGACCAUCACGCAUGAAAUACAAGAGAUAAUGGGUAAACAUUGGGCACCAUUGAGGAACACGGAGUUACCAACGGUAGUGUUGAAUCCAUUUGCCGGUGACAGCAGGGAGGUCAUUAUGCCGCUUAUCCUGCGCGACGAGAAGUAACUUCCAAGAAAAAUAAUGCCAAGAAAAUGUCAUCCAAGGACUAUCCAUUAACAGCCACGACCACUUAUGGAAGGAGAACAUUUUCAGAAGUACAGUUGUAAAGUUAUAUUCUUUAUUUUUCUAUAAGAUUUUUUUUUGUACGCAACGCGGUGAAUACGUAUAAUGAGUUCAUAGUCCAAAAUCUAAUUAACGCAUACUGCCAUCCGUCGGCUAGUUGUUAGAUGUAACUUAUUAAGUAGAGAGGAUGAGAAUAGUCGUACCGUACUAUCGCGCCGUGAUAUUACCAAUUCUUGUAUGGAUGUGAUAUGUAUAUGGAGCUCGCAUUUACAUUGCGCUAUACGUUUGCGAGUUUAACGUGCAUCAAUGUUCCUUCUUUAACGAUCAUGCUUUAUCUUAAACCAUUCCUUCAAGGAAGAUUUAUUCCUUAUAUGCACAAAACUAAUUUGUGGCACAACCAAGGGAGAUAGUUAACGGUGUUAUAGAUCGUGGAUCAUCGAUGUUCGUAAGCUCGAUUACCGAUGUAUAGUACACGAUCAAUCCCCAAUGCUCUAGCGAUAAGCCUACCUCUCGUGUCUUUCUCACGACGAAACGUCCAAAUUGAACGCAAAUUACAAUGUAAUACAAAUUGCAAUGAUUGAGAGGGAGAGAGAGAGAGAGAGAGAGAGAGAGAGAAAGAGAGAGAAAGAGAGAGAACGAUUUUCUAUAAUCCUUACGACGGAUGGUAGGAAUGACUUAUUUAUGCUGUGAUUUUUCUUCGUUGGAGAAGCUAUGCAGGGAAUCGCGUCUUUAUAUUGACAAUGAUAAUCGUAAACUUAUCAGGUAUAUAUAUCCUCACCGCGAUCUUUACUUUACCGAUCGUUCCUCUCACCCAAAUAUCAUCGAUACCCUGCAAAGAAUAAUAAGUAAAUUUCGUGUAGAUAUAACAAUACCUUGGUGUAUGUGAGAACAAGGUUAAUAUGUAAAAAAAAAAAAAAAGAAAAAAGAAAAAGAAAAGAAAAAAAGAAGAAAACGAAAACGUCAAGGUAACGCUAUAUGGAUAGCAUUUUUGACGUCUACCUGUUGCUACAGGGUCAUUAAAGAUAAUAUUUAAUAACCAAGGUAAAUAACUUGGAAAAGGAAGACGAUCAUCUAUGGGAUAGAAGUGAGAGAAAUUCCGUGAAACAAUUAAACAAGGGAGAGAGGUCCGAUCCCAUGAUCUUCCACAGGAAAACUAAUACGAAAAUUCCAAAAACGUUAUCUGUAAGUAGAAGAGAAAAGCAUCGUUCUUAACGGAUAUUUUUCCAAUCCACUGCAAGAAAAAGAAUGUAGAUAAACAAAGGAGUCAAGCAUUCGCUAAGAGCAUGCUGUGCGACACUACUAAGAAGGGAUAUUUAAAAACAACUCGAUAGAAUUAAACAUACUUUAAACGAGUAUUGCGUAGUUUGUAUUAAAUGCACAGGGGUACAGAGCUGAGAACUCAAAGUAAGAAGUCAAAUGGCGUUCCGAGGUUAUUUUUAAUACCAAAACCAAUCGGACGCAAUUGUAAAAAAAAAAAAGAAGAAGGAAGAAAGAAAAAAGAAAAGAAGAUGAAGAAGAAGAAGAAGAAGAAAAAAGCGACAAGAAACGUUUAAAUGUGAACGCGCACGCCGGAGUCGGCCAAGUAGUACAUGCAUACAAGAGAUAGCCGAAGAAGAUGAAUCAUGCGGAAUGUUGUACGGCGGUAUGUGUGUUAUAUCAUAUAAACUGUGAUCAACAACCGUUUGUUCUGUACGUACCAUUUUUCUCCAUCAUGCUCUUAGCGAUCGCCGAUAUGCGAAACAUGAGUAUAUCUAACGAAGAUCGAAGGAAGUAACUCUGCUAAUCGUAUAUAUACAUAUAUGUGUAUAUACAUAUGUAUAUGUAUAUAUAUCUAUAUACUUAUAUAUGUAUAUAUAUAUAUGUAGGUAUAUCUGUAACUACUAAUCUAUCGAAGUUUAAACGUUUAAUAUUCGGGUGCAGUAAAAAGCACUCGCAUUUCUAUCGUGCGAUUAAUAAUGGUGACGAUUUUGAAUGUUGUUUACAAAGGAACCAUAUAUAAUAACUUGAAGAAUAAGGAGGAAUAACAAAAGAGAAAGAAAAAAAAAAGUAGAAGAAAAAGAAAAGAAACCAAGAAACCAACGUAUAUACAGUUAUACUAUUCUGAGAUGCGAUUUACUUUUUUCGAAUCCUUGUAUAAUUAUUAACGUCGUCGUAUGUACAUCGUAGUCACGUAUUAUACCAUUCUUUUUUUAUAUGUGAUCCUGUACAUACACUUCAUCGAAAUCUUUAAAUGAAAAGAAAAGAAACAAAAAAAAAGGAAAAAAAAACAAAACAGAAGUAUUUCCACACUUAUAUGUGAAAGAAAGCCGCGAUAAUGUGCCCCCCCCCCCCCCCCCCAAACAUGGUGUAAAGUCAAGAAUAAGAUAUGCGAAAAACAAUGUUGUAAUACGUGUAAUAUAUAUAUAUAUAUACACACGCAUAUAUAUAUAUACAAAUCUACAUAUGUAUGUAUGUAUAUAUGUAUACAAAAAUACACGAAUGCAAAAGGUUCGAUCGAGUGUGAGGCACAAAAAAUGUAUGUAAAAUGAGGGAACGAUAUUCCUUUCGAGCGAACACGUAAAAACGGGAGAGAAAGAGAGGAAGAGAGAGAGAGAGAGAGAGAGAGAGAGAGAGAGAGAGAGAGAGAGAACGAUAAGAUGCCGCUAUAAUACAAGAUGAACGGGCCUUAAUAUGUACCUGAGUCGCGAUGUAAGAGUAAUUUUGACGAAACGUUUGACGCGCGACGUUCGCGAUAUAAAAGAAAGAAAGAGAAGAAACAUACACGUACACGUUAAAAGCUAAUCAUUAAAUCCUUAGUAGACAUUUUUUGUCGAACCAUUUGGUAAUAACGAAACCAAUCGUUUAUCAAAAAAUGACUAGAGGUUAAGAUAGAAGAAGAUAUGCGUCUGCGACAGCCCUUUCAUUUCGUACUACAUGCGCGUGAACAAUUAAUUGUAUUUACUUUACAUUGAACGAUGUAACACGAGAAAAAGAAAGAGAGAGAGAGAGAGAGAAUGUGUGAGAAAAAGAAAAGGGGAAAGAGAAGGAAGUCUUAACGCGAAAUAAGACUCGUAUAAUAAUCGAAUAACGCGCGCUCGUUAGCCGCCAUUUUAACGCGCGUAAGUCCGCCAUGUUUUUUCUUUUUCCCCUCUUUUUUCUUUACUUAUUUUAGAUUUUCUUUUUGUUUAUUUAUUUCUUUCUUUCUUCCUUUCUUUCUUUCUUUCUUUCUUUCUUUCUUUCUUUCUUUCUUUCUUUCUUUCUUUCUUUCUUUUAUUUCUUUUUUCAUUUAACGAUAAUUCCUUUGAUCAUUCUUGCAUAAUUUUUCCUUUAGCUUCGAAAUCGCGUGCUUAUAAAUAUUAUUAAAAAAAAGUCAUGCUCGCGUGCGCGCGGUGUUUACGAGACCGUGAAUGAGAGCAAGAGAGCGAGAGAGAGAGCGAGAGAGAGAGAGAGAGAGAGAGAGAGAGAGAGAGAGAGUACGUGUGUAUGUAAAAGACCAUGCAUGUUGCAUUCGUAUUGCGAAGAAUCUAUCUAUGUGUGUCGCGUGUAAGGGAGAGAGAGAGAGCAGAAACAAGAUAAAAAUUAAAUAGAAAAGUAAAGAUGAAAUGUGAGAAAGAAAAAAGAAUAAAUCUAGAUGAUAAUGUGUAGCACCAUCUAUGCGCGUUAAAAAGAAAAAGAAAAAAAGAAAAAAAAAUAAGAAGAAAAGAACAAAGAAUGUGCAGCCGCUUAAUAUGGGCACAACGCGAAGGUACACAGCGUGCGUAUAUGUAUUAUUGAUUAUAGAGCGCGACGAUAUACAACAAACAUAAGACUGAACCUGCCGAAAAAGGUGUAUUUAAACAAAAAAUAUGCAUACACAAUCGCGCGCGCGCGCACAUAUUAUACAUGAAAGUUAAGCGAGCUGCACGUUGCAUCACGAUGGACAUCGUACUCAUGAAGGAACACGUACUUCCUAUGUAUAUGCGAAUAGGCGGAAGAAUGAAAAGAAGAGAAAGAGAGAUAGGGAGCAAGAUUUUUCUCGUGAAUCUCUUCUGUGGUUUAUUCUUUUAAAAAUGCUACCAACAUUAUUGGGCCUUCUUUCUUUUCUUAUUACUUUUCUUUUCUUUUCCUUUUUUCUUUUUUUUUUUUUUUUCUUAAUUUCCGGUUCGCUCGAUGGUGGAAAAAUUUAAUAUAUGUAUAUAUACAUGUACAUAUAUAUACACACACAUAUGUAUGUAUGUAUGUAUAUAUAUAUAUAUAUAUACACAUGUUAGCGAUUUUAUGAAUAUGUUCGUCGUCGUAUUAAUGCGAAAGAUUAAGCGAAAGGAUAUUAAGAAGCAAUUAAAAUAAGGGUGAUGUGUGUGGUGCGUGUCACGCAAAGACAGCUAGCGUUUAGAGAUACGGAAAAGAGAAAAAAAAAAGAACAGGAAGCCUCCAUACACA